CUGUAUCAGCAUUUGGUACAUUAGGCGCUUUGGUAUGGAGUGGGUCACGUGUAGUACAAAGAACUGCCAAAAUGGGUUAUUUUCUUAUAGGAAGAAAAUGGCUUCGAGUAAUGAAAAAAGAUGGUACUCCUGUGAACACCUUAAAAUUGCAAUUCAUAUGGUGUGCGCUUAUAAUCGUGAUUAUAGGCGGUGUAACAUCGGAUCCUUUUAAAAUCUUAUCCGAUUACUCUCAGUAUAGUUACUGGAUCUUUUACUGCUUGACAGGAAUAGGGUUGUUU
Molecule: messenger RNA, 278 nt
Organism: Acaulospora morrowiae
Lineage: Eukaryota; Fungi; Glomeromycota; Glomeromycetes; Diversisporales; Acaulosporaceae
Source: the annotation of a GenBank genome assembly